Molecule: messenger RNA, 611 nt
Organism: Mollisia scopiformis
Lineage: Eukaryota; Fungi; Ascomycota; Leotiomycetes; Helotiales; Mollisiaceae
Exons: 5
Coding region: 193-504 (103 amino acids)
Source: RefSeq, a predicted model, not a curated record
GGUGAUCUACAGCAUGGAUCAGCCUUCUGAGGAAAGUUCAGGUUUGAGCGAUGAAUGGGAUGUUGGGAAGCAUCUCAAGAAAGAUAUAAACACCCGACCUGUACCCCGACAUCUCACCACCAUCAUCAACCAGACCAACAACAAGCUUAAAGACUUCUUUCUCGAAACACUUUCGUCUACCAUUUCAACAAAAUGCAAUUCUCUAUCCUGAUCAGCACAAUCAUCGCUCUCGCGGCCACUACCUCCGCCGCCCCAGCUCCUCAAACAGCCGUCAUUGAUUGUUGGUCAACAUGUUCUACAAACUGCGUACAGUCCGGUCUUCUCAGAGGAGGACUCUGUGAUGCUUCGGGAACUUGCACUUGCUUGACCGGCACCAAGCGCGAGGCUGAGCCAAUGCCAGCACCACAACUCGAAUGCUACGAGACAUGCAGUACGAACUGUAUCGCUGCUGGUGAUAUUGAGGGUGGUAUGUGCGAUGCUGCUGGCACCUGUACCUGUUUGUAAAACAUACAUGCUUAGUGGGAGCAACAGGGAGGACCAAAAAAUGAUAUAAAGUGCCGUUAUCAAGAUGUCUUGAUAGAUAGAUCAAUGCAGUAUAGAAUAUAAAUGAG